Messenger RNA from Filobasidium floriforme, 1344 nucleotides. RefSeq lists its product as uncharacterized. The transcript is spliced from 3 exons. The coding region runs from base 1 to 1344 and encodes 447 amino acids. Lineage: Eukaryota; Fungi; Basidiomycota; Tremellomycetes; Filobasidiales; Filobasidiaceae. The record is from RefSeq and is a predicted model, not a curated record.
AUGCCAAUUGCGAUCGACCUGAGCCUCGCGGAGCUCGAGAAUGCGGGAGCACGAUCUGCACUCCAAGCAUUGGGUAAAAGGCCAAUGAUUGCAGGGAGCCGGUGGACCCUACGCGCCCAGGUGGAAGACACGAUCGGGCUAUUCCCGCAUACGGAGACUUGGGCGGGUUACUUUGCCGACGUUCACAAUCUCAAGCUCGGAAGGAUGGACGGUGUCUCGUUCCGAGAACGUUGGGAGUUGCGGGAAAAUGUGUGGAGCAAGGUGUUGGGACGGCUUGCUCCUGCUAUCGAUGAACCGUUCCCCACCCUGGUCGAAGCGGACUUCAGAGCGAAACUCAAACGUUACUUAGUUGAGUUUCAUUACCGCAACCUGGAUAGCGAUGAAGACGGUCAAGCUUGGCAAGUAGAGUCGACCUCGUUGCAGGAGGACUUUGCAUGGUCGAAGCCAGCCGGGCUCAAGGAAGUUGAUGUGCGCAACGUGUUGGCUGUGCGGGAAGCGAGGGAAAAGGAGCGGGAAAAGUGGGAGGCCGAGAAAUUUGGUAGUGAGGUGCAAAGCAAUGCAGACCUGCACAGCCAAGACGGCGAUGACUUUGGCGGCGGUGACUUUGGAAACGAUUUCCCUAGUCGUAGCGGCAAAAGCGAUGGGGAUAGCGACGGCGAGAGCGGGAACGAUGAUGGUCCCGAUCGAAAGGGUUUGAAGCGUGAGGGAGCUUCGCCUAACGAGGGGGGCGACGACGACGACGAGGAGGAGGGGAACAACAACGACGACGACGACGAGGACGAGGAGGACGAGGAGGACGAGGAGGACGAGGAGGACGAGGAGGACCAGGGAGAAUCGACGCGACGGCGUGUCCCCCCGAUGUUGUUGAAGUACGUCAAGUGUACCGGAGUUCAAUGGCAGGAUCUGCACAAGCAGAAAAAGCGGACGGUCGAAUGGCUUGCGGAGCAGGACGACGAAUGGCUGCCGGCAGAGAUGAUUACGGGAAGCAAGAAUCGCGAUGCUCAGGCGGCUCGAAACGCUCGAGCGCAGGUGUGGAACAAUUUCCACGAUGCAAUCCGGACCAAGAUGACCGACGCGGCACUGAAAUCUGGAACGUUGUCCGUAACUCUCUGCGCUCGACCUCGAUUCAAGGAUGGGAAGGGAGACGUCAUUGUCUUUACAUCUCCUGGCCUACCGGAUCCGGACAGCGAGUACUGGAAGCCGAUGAUCGAUGAGUUCUGGGAAGUCGCUUGCGUGGAAGCCGAGGACAUGGCGGUGAGGAUCGAAGGGAAAGAUGCUCGUUUCCCGGUUGCAAAGGAGGGCAAGAAGAAGGAGAAGAACAGCGGGAAAGCCAAAAAGACGUAG